Molecule: messenger RNA, 2013 nt
Organism: Acanthosepion pharaonis
Lineage: Eukaryota; Metazoa; Mollusca; Cephalopoda; Sepiida; Sepiidae
Source: the annotation of a GenBank genome assembly
AUGUUCAUUAUUAUCUCUUUUGACAAAAAUUCCAACAGAUUUGCAUUUUUUGACACAAUUUCUCAUCCUAUUGUUUUUCUUCUGUCUUUAUUCUCUUCCUCUUUCCCUCUUUAUUUUUCAUUAAUUUUCAUUCAUUUUUAUUCAUUCUUCUUCUUCGUUUUUAUCCUCAUUUAUUCUCUCCUUCUCUUUUAUUCUUUUCCUUUGACUCAUUCUUUUCUUAUUUCUUUUCAUAAUUUUUUGCCUUUCAUUUUUUUUAUAUUUUUCUCUCCCUUUCAUUUCCCAUAUACUCAUUCUUUUCUUUCUUUCAUUCAAUCUUUUUCUUUUUCUUUCUUUGGCACCUCUAGAAUAUGCUUUCCUUUUUCUUUAUAUCUUUCUUUCUUUCAAUCUUUUUCUUUUAAUCUUUUCUUCUUUUCCUUUCUUUCUUUUUCUCUUCUUGCAUACUAUACACCUUUGUUUUUCUUUCUUUCAUUCAAUCUUUUUCUUUAUUUUUUUCUUCUAGCAUAUGCUUUACUUUUUCUUUUUUCAUUCAAUCUUCUUUUUUCUGUUCUCUCUUUUCUUUCAUUCAGACUUUUUCUCUGUUUAUCACUUCUAGCAUACAUCUUUCUUUUUCAUUCAAUUUUUUUUCUUUUUUUCUGUUCUCUCUUUUCUUUCAUUCAGACUUUUUUCUUUUUAUCUUUUUUCUUUCUUUUUUUCAUUCAAUUUUUUUUUUUUUUUCUGUUCUCUUUUUCUUUCUUCAGUUUUUCUCUGUUUAUCACUUCUAGCAUAUCUUUCAAUUUUUUUUUUUUUUCAUUUUUUCUUUCAUUCAAUUUUUUUUUAUCACUUCUUACAUCUUUCUUUUUCAAUUUUUUUUUCUUUUUUCUGUUCUCUUUUUUCUUUCAUUCAGACUUUUUCUCUACUUUUCUCUGUUUAUCACUUCUAGCAUACAUCUUUCUUUUUCAUUCAAUUUUUUUCUUUUUUUCUGUUCUCUUUUUUCUUUCAUUCAGACUUUUUCUCUGUUUAUCACUUCUAGCAUACAUCUUUCUUUUUCAUUCAAUUUUUUUUCUUUUUUUCUGUUCUCUUUUUUCUUUCAUUCAGACUUUUUCUCUACUUUUUCUCUGUUUAUCACUUCUAGCAUACAUCUUUCUUUUUCAUUCAAUUUUUUUUCUUUUUUUCUGUUCUCUCUUUUCUUUCAUUCAGACUUUUUCUCUGUUUAUCACUUCUAGCAUACAUCUUUCUUUUUCAUUCAAUUUUUUUUCUUUUUUUCUGUUCUCUCUUUUCUUUCAUUCAGACUUUUUCUCUGUUUAUCACUUCUAUCAUACAUCUUUUUUUUCAUUCAAUUUUUUUUCUUUUUCUGUUCUCUUUUUCUUUCAUUCAGACUUUUUCUCAUACAUCUUUCUUUUCAUUCAAUUUUUUUCUUUUUUUCUGUUCUCUUUUUUCUUUCAUUCAGACUUUUCUCUGUUUAUCACUUCUAGCAUACAUCUUUCUUUUUUUCAUUCAAUUUUUUUCUUUUUUUCUGUUCUCUCUUUUCUUUCAUUCAGACUUUUUCUGUUUAUCACUUCUAGCAUACAUCUUUCUUUUUUCAUUCAAUUUUUUUUUUUUUUUUCUGUUCUCUUUUUUCUUCAUUCUGACUUUUCUCUGUUUAUCACUUCUAGCAUACAUCUUUCUUUUUUUCAUUCAAUUUUUUUUCUUUUUUUCUGUUCUCUUUUUUUUUUCAUUCAGACUUUUUCUCUACUUUUUCUCUGUUUAUCACUUCUAGCAUACAUCUUUCUUUUUUUCAUUCAAUUUUUUUUUUUUUUUUUCUGUUCUCUCUUUCUUUCAUUCAGACUUUUUCUCUGUUUAUCACUUCUAUCAUACAUCUUUCUUUUUCAUUCAAUUUUUUUUCUUUUUUUCUGUUCUCUCUUUUCUUUCAUUCAAUCGUUUUCUUUCUUUCUGUCAAUUGUUUUCUUUUUCCUUCCUUUAUUUUGCUCAUCUAUUAAACACUUUCUUUUGCUUUCUUUCAUUCAAUCUUUCUCUUUCUUUCUUUUGCUCUCCUAG